ACUGUGCAGUAAAAUGUUUUAUGUGCUUUUCUUCGUUUGUUUAAUAGGAAUGUCAGAUGGAUCGUUGGGUUGUUGUUAAUAAACAAGCCAAGAACGUAAAAAUAACAACAGAGUCUGAGUGAGUGGUCAAUCACACAAAGAAGACCCUCACAUAUUAAAAACCACCCCCCAACUGUUGUUUCUUCUUCUUCCCUCUGUAAUCUCACUGAUUAUAGACAUUAUUCCCUAUUUCUCUUCCCCGUUUCACAGACCACAACAGUCGUUUAUUAAUAUACAAUCCUUAUUCUCCGUCUUUACACAGCUUGUUUGCUUCUUCCUUCCUCUGCGGUUUUGGUUUUGUCCCUCUCUCUUUCUCUCUCUCUCUGCUCCAUCCCAUUAGAGAGAACCACCUUGGCUUGCUUCACCACCAAGUGUCCUUUUUAUUUUCCCCAGCUGAGCACUGGAGCUCUGAGUUUUCAACAGUUGUUGUCUUCUCUCUUUUUCUCCUCUUAUAUUAUUUACCCAUCUUAAGAACGUGGCUCUCCUGUUUCUUUUACCUUCCCUCUUAUUCACAUUUGGCGGACUGGUGACUCUGUGAACCCAUCUCGGUGGGGUUUUCUCUUUGUUGGUUAUCUUGUUGCACAAAUUGCCGGAAAUUUUUACUUAUAAAGCUCAAGACUUUCGCGGUGGGUUCUUCAAUAAUUUGUUAUUCCGUUGCAAAAGAGGAAAAGCAGGAAUCUUUGGGGCGAGUUAUCAAAUUUGGUUGAUUUGGGUCAUGGCAGUUUGCUGUGAUCUUGAAGUUGAUGUUAAUGGAGAAGAGACUUUCAUGGUGGACAAGAAGAUUAUAUCUUCGUAUUCAGGAAGAUUAAGCAAGUUGUUUGGGAAAUCAACUAGUGGUACUAGGACUUUGAAGGUCAUAUUCAAUGAUUUUCCAGGAGGAGCUGAGGGCUUUGAGCUCAUGUUAAGGUUCUGUUACAACAAUGGCAGAGUUGAUAUAAACCCUUCCAACCUGUCCUUGCUGUACUCUGCUGCAAAGUUCAUGGAGAUGAGCAGUGAUUUUCCAUCUACAACUAGACCCAACUUAUUGGAACAAACUGAGAAAUCCCUUCAACAGAUAGGCUACUGGACUUGGUCUGAGCUUCUGGUCACCUUAAAGCAAUGCCAAGACUUGUCUAAUUCAUCAAGCAUUGUCGAGAAAUGUAUGGAUUCACUUAUUGGAAGGAUGGCUUUGUCUAGUGAAUCAAGUCCAUGUCCUUCCACUUCUUCACAAGAUAGCUCGGGGACAGUCCGGGUUUCAUGUGAUAGUCGAAGUACAGAGAGUCUCAAGACCUGCUUUGUUAGAGGAACAUGGUGGUUUGAGGAGAUAUCUGGUUUGAGUUUAAGUUUCAUUGAGAUGCUAAUCAAAGCAAUGGCUUCAAAGAAAUUUGAUCAUGGCACAAUUAGUAAGUUCCUCUUUUACUACCAGAAAUCCAAGUGCUACUCAACCUCAGGUGAUGAGAAGGUCAAGACGAUUGAGGUUGUUAUCGAUUUGCUUCACAUUCUUGAUUGGAGCUCCAUUCCUUGCAAGAGCUUAUUCUGUUUACUCAGAGUUGCUUUGAGUUUGAAUGUGAGCAAAUGUAGUAGGAAAAAGGUGGAGAACAUGAUAGGUUCUCAGUUGGAUCAAGCAACUCUGGACAAUCUAUUGAUCCCAUCUCCUCACGGGGCCAACUCUCUGUAUGAUGUAAAUCUUGUUCUGAGAUUCUUGAAAUCGUUUCUCCAGGGCGGAAUUUACUCAAUUCGGUUGAAUAAGGUUGCGAGUUUGAUGGAUAUGUACAUUGCAGAAGUAGCUCCUGAUCCUAGCUUGAAACCAUCCAAGUUUCUUGCUUUGGCCAUGGCCUUGCCGGAUUCUGCUCGGGACUCGUACAAUGAGAUGUACCGUGCCAUAGACAUGUAUCUAGAGGCUCAUACUGGAUUAUCUAACGAGGAAAAGAUGAAGAUAUGCUGUGCACUGAACUAUGAGAAGGUGUCAGCAGAAGUAUGUAUGCACAUUUCUCAGAACAAGAAGUUCCCAUCAAGAACUGCUAUCCAAGCUCUCAUGUCUCAGCAAGUGAAGCUGAAGAACCUGCUCCAACCCACCAAUGCCACAACCUGCUUUGUGGAUUCACCUUGCAGUAGCUUGGGCGAAGCAGAUCAAAAGGGGAACAAGGACGAUCAGCAAAUUGUCCUCUAUGCUGCCAAGCUCGACUUCUCAGCCGAUAACGAGAGGCUCAGAGCACAUCUACAAGGCAUGCAAUGGAGGGUGAUGGAGUUGGAGAAAGUUUGCAGAAAGAUGCAGACACAAAUGACAAAGAUGAUGAAAUCUAAGACACCCAAUCGGAGCAGUUCGAGAUCCUUGCCAAAGCUAUGCUCUUGAUGUGGUGAAGCAAAAGAGAUGAUCAUAUAUCAGGAUUCACAGAAUCCAUCCCUUUUGAAUCAUGACCAGUAUCUUUCAGUUGUAUAGAAGGAUAAAAAAAAAUUGUUGUUUUUUUUUUUCAAAUUUAUUUCCCACUUCCAUUGCAUUGUUGGGUUUGUAGCAAAGUCAUUUCUUCCUUUUCCUCUUUGUUCUUUGGGUUGCCAUAGUAAAAGGCAACUACUGAAGGGGACUUCUCUUUUGAAGCAGCAGAGGCUUGGGAUAUUGGCUGCUGUAUAGUAAAUUAAACCACAAUAGAUGAAAAGAGAAAGAAAAAAAGAGAGAGGAGCUUUUUGGUGGUGCAAUUGAAUUCCUUCUUGGGUUUUGUAGUUGGUCCCCAGAAUGUUAAGUCAAUAUCUGUUUUGCUGUAUGAAUUCCUGCAGUUUGUUGGGAUACUAAAGAGGCUGGAGAAGA
Molecule: messenger RNA, 2821 nt
Organism: Linum trigynum
Lineage: Eukaryota; Viridiplantae; Streptophyta; Magnoliopsida; Malpighiales; Linaceae
Source: the annotation of a GenBank genome assembly